CUUUAUCUGGCACCGCAGCUAUUUUUUCCUCAUAAUACCCAUUUGCAAAUCUCUUGAAGGUGCAUUUGUACUCAUCUUUUGAAAGAAGAAGAAUUUUGCACAAAUAAAAUAGAAUUGUCUGCAAUGUUUGCUUCAUCUUGUGAGGCCAUCUACAGUGACUGACAAAGGUCCUGACCACAAAACCAGAAAGAAGUCACUUCUCUCUCUUCUGUUUCUCUCUUGUUCUCCCUCUCUCCACUCUCAGCUCUGUUUUGUUAAAGGCAGUCCAGUUUGAAGAAGUCAUUUUCAGCUCUGCUACAGGGAAUUUCCAGAGCACAACCGUCACCCAGUUCCAACCCAAGAUGAAGACCAAGUACUGCCCCCUCAUCCAGGUUAUGAUAAAUAUCUCACACAAUUACACACACAUUGACUACACAUCGGUGUCCCUGCACGGGAUCAUCGCAGUAUUCGGGAUCCUGGAGAACUUGCUCAUCCUGUGGGUCAUCGGCUUCCGAGUACGCCGGACGGUGGUCAGCGUCUGGAUCCUCAAUCUCGCCGCUUCUGAUUUCCUGGCCUCCCUCUCGCUACCCUUCUUCGCCUACUUCCUGGCCAAAGGACACACCUGGACCCUGGGGAACACCUUCUGCAAGAUCCACUCCUCCAUGUUCUUCCUCAACAUGUUUGUCAGCGGGUUACUUCUGGCCACCGUCAGUGUAGAUCGCUGCCUGGUAGUGCUUUAUCCAGUCUGGUCCCAAAACCACCGCGAUGUCCGUCUGGCAACCCGGGUCUGCCUGGGAAUCUGGGUCUUGGCUAUCAUCAACACUAUCCCCUUCUACAUCUUCAGAGACACCAUUGAGCGUGUUGAUGGCGGUAUAAUGUGUUACUACAACUACGCUCUUUACAGCUCCCCGGAUGAUGAUAUUGAGUCCCUUUGCGCAGUGAGGCAGGACUUUCUGGCUGCCAGCAAGUUCAUUUUGUCCUUCCUCAUCCCACUGCUGGUGAUCAUAAGCAGCUACACAGCCGUGAGCCUCCGGAUCAAGAGACGCAACAAGCGCCGUUCCAACCGCUUCUUCAAGCUGAUCGCGGCGGUCAUUGUCACGUUCAUCCUCUGCUGGAUUCCCUACCACAUCUUCAGCCUUCUCGAAGUGACUUCACGAAACCAGCCUAAUCUGAAAGUCAUAGUUGGGAAAUAUCUCCCCCUGGUGGCCAGCCUGACUUUCAUCAACUGCGUGAUUAACCCUUUCCUCUACGUGUUCAGCUGCCCCGAUUUUACCGCCAAGAUCCGCCAGUCACUGACCGUGGUUAUGGAGAGCGUUCUGGUGGAAGAUGUUGACCUUAAUCGCAGGCGUAGCACCACGCGCUCUUCAGCCAGCACCAGCGAGUUUCUGACUCAGGGGUAUAAGUUCCGCUGGCACCGGGAAAAGCGUGGAAGCUGUGGGGAAGGCAAAGAAGAUGAGGAACAUCCAGCAGUGUUUUAAAAGACUGGAUUUCAAGGGCUGAGGGGAUGAAUAUUGCGCAGUGGAGAUCACAAUAAGUUUAGAUGAGCGCAAACACUGUGAUUUGCAACCCUUGUCCUCAAAUACCCUUAUAAAGGUUUCCCAUAGUAAACACAUAGCAAAGUGUAAAAGCAUAGCGAAAACACGGUAAAGUAUAAGCAAGCAGGUAAUUAGACAGGUAUGGUAAAAUACAUUAGCAAUAGCAAACCAUGGUAAGCUAUGGUAAAUGCUUAGUAAAACCAUGAGGAAAGCAUGGCAAAAUUGUAUUGCAGUUUGGUGAUUCAAUAUCCAGAGAAAUCACUGUAGCUACACAGAGCUUAAAGUCUUGGAGUCCUGCAGUGCUGUCUUAUGUGCACUAGAAAACAAUGCAUGUUUAAAACACAUUUUGGAAAUAAAAACCUGGACGGUUGGGGGAACGCUGUUAAAAAUGAAGGGUUUAAACAAGUAAAUGGUUCUUAAGACAAGCUAUUUUUUUAUUCAUGUGUAAUUACUGGAUAUAGUUUUUUCUAUGUUUUUUUAAAGGGGAUAAAAUAACCAAGGCUUUAUUCGCAAGACUGUUGUGCUGGUCACUUCAUUUCAGUUCCUAGUUGAAGCCCAUUUGCCUUUCCAAAACACAGUUCAUUUCCUCCCUGUGUUACAGGUAACAGGACCCCACCUGAGCCACACGUUUUAAUUCUGUGCUGCCCACAGGAACCUAUAUGGAGACAGAUAAUAAGGGCCGGAAUUAAGUUUAAUGGGGGUCCAGGGGCUGUUAUUGUUUUGGGAGUCCCUCUUUGUAUAUUAAUUUGCUUCCCUUUACUGUUUUACUACCACCACGCUCAAUUAACUUUAAUGUCAAAUUAUUCAGUCUUAGCUGAUCCACAUUUGACUCAAUUCGAUGUUUGAAUUAGCGCCAGUUUUGAAAAUGAGCAAUGGCCACAGUGCUAGUUACUGGCAGUUUGAAAUACAAAAUGGGAAGUGCAAACUGCAGACUCUUUUGUCGUAAAGCCAAGUUAUCUGGAAAUGUGUCGUCCUUAUCUCUUACGAAUAUGUACGUGUAUAAUAGGUUUAAAUAUAUAAGCAGUCAAAAAAUGUUUAGCAAAUAAUACAGGAUAGUACACAGCGCUUUCUUAUGGAAUGUUGUUUUUUUGUUGUUAUUUGUGUAAAGCUACAGUUUGUCUGUUUUUUUGUUUUGUUUUGUUUUGUUUUUUGGGGGACAAAUGAGGCAGGCUGUGUUUUAAGACAACCUAAAAACUUCAUGGGAACCCGGUUUAAGAAAGCGGUACAUGGAGACUGCCCCACUGUAAUCCAUAUAAACCUAGGUUGUUUCCUCAUGUUGAUUUCUCUCCAAUGUAUUUUCCGAAGUACUGGUACCUUCGCAUAUAUUAGUUGGUAUUGUAUUAAAACAGCGUGUCGUCGUUGGUGUUUUAUUCUAAAAUAUCUUAAUCUUGAUGGCACUACUUGUUGUGUUUCACGUGGCACGUGACUUGAUCGCAGGUCAAGUCAUAUGAUCAGGCAGUCUCUGCUCCUCUAUCGCAAUACGACGUGCUUAAACAGACGUGGUGCUCCGAUCCAUACAGCCACACGCUAAUAUAUAUAUGGGAGGCUGUUUGGUCCAGUGGUUAAAGAAAAGGGCUUGUAACCAGGAGGUCCCCGGUUCAAAUCCCACCUCAGCCACUGACUCAUUGUGUGACCCUGAGCAAGUCACUUAACCUCCUUGUGCUCCGUCUUUCGGGUGAGACGUAAUUGUAAGUGACUCUGCAGCUGAUGCAUAGUUCACACACCCUAGUCUCUGUAAGUCGCCUUGGAUAAAGGCGUCUGCUAAAUAAUAAAAAAAUAAAUAAAUAAAUAAAUAAAUAAAUAUAUAUAAUAGGCAGAUAAUUCUCUCUCUCUCUCUCUCUCUAAAUAUAAAUUCUGCCUAUUAUCUGUAACACAGGAAGGAAAUCUAGCACUGCUAAGGCCUUAUUUCCAUAAAGACCAAAGAAGGUACUCGAUGGCUCUAAUAAUCAGUGAGCGAGGAAAGACUUAAACCUCAGGGGACGAAAGGACGGGAGUCAUCUUUAGUCAAAAAUUGAUUAUUUUUGCGUUACCCAUCGUGUUUUUGUGUUUAUACGACACGCAAUUAGCCAUUUACUUAUAAUGAUACAAUCACCCACUUUAGACCGCCAGCGAAGAGCCAUGGGCGAAAAACGGGCAAUAAGCGAGGGUGGUAGUGAGGGUCAAAAAAAACAAAACAAAAACACACACACGCACACACACACACACACACAACCUUAUAUGUUUGCAAUAAAUUCAAACGUUUUAUUUUUUUUAGUUAUACAAUUCCAGUAUCUCCAGGCCAUUUAAAUAAAAUAUUAAAAAAAAAAAAAAAAAAAA
This is a messenger RNA of Acipenser ruthenus (sterlet), 3830 nucleotides long. RefSeq names its product prostaglandin D2 receptor 2-like. The coding region runs from base 342 to 1457 and encodes 371 amino acids. Gene Ontology annotation, biological process: positive regulation of cytosolic calcium ion concentration; inflammatory response; complement receptor mediated signaling pathway. Gene Ontology annotation, molecular function: complement receptor activity; G protein-coupled receptor activity. The transcript is spliced from 2 exons. Gene Ontology annotation, cellular component: plasma membrane. NCBI's taxonomy places the organism in Eukaryota, Metazoa, Chordata, Actinopteri, Acipenseriformes, Acipenseridae. The record is from RefSeq and is a predicted model, not a curated record.